Molecule: messenger RNA, 1457 nt
Organism: Phascolarctos cinereus (koala)
Lineage: Eukaryota; Metazoa; Chordata; Mammalia; Diprotodontia; Phascolarctidae
Gene: SH2D4B
Product: SH2 domain containing 4B
Cellular component (GO): cytoplasm
Source: RefSeq, a predicted model, not a curated record
GAAAGAGUUGUUGCAAAGAAUUCUGAAGGAAGAAGCCUGAGGGAAGGAAUCAAGGUUGAAAGUGAGAGGCUGUAUUUCAUCCUCCAUUCUGGCACCAAGUUAACUUUCUUCCAGAGUUGACGAACAGUAAACACAUUCAAUGGCUUCAUGGGAUAGAUGGUGAAGUUUGGGUCUGGAUUAUGGGAGAAGCCCCAGGCGACAAGCCAUAUGAACAGAUUUCGGAGGAGCUGAUAGCAGAAAGGGCAAGACGACAGGCCCAGAAGGAGGCCGAGGAACUCUGGAGACAAAAGGAGGCAGAAAUCACAAAGAAAUUCCGGGAUGCUAUGGCAAAUGAGAAGGCUCGUAUUUUGGCAGAGAAAUGGAAAGUAGAGAUGGAAGACCGAAAGGCAGCCAAAGUUCUGGAGGAGAGGAUCCAUGAGGAAUUCAAGAGAAAAGAAGAAGAGGAGAGGAAAAGGGGAGAAAUGCAGAUUCGCCUUCAGGAAGAACGAAGAGCCAAAGAGUUAUACUGGACCUUGAAGCAAGCCCAGCAGCAGAGCCACGCCAGUGAAAAGGAGGAACGUGAAUGGGAAGAGCAGUUAUGCCGUUCCAAAGCUGCAGAUGAAGAACGGAGAUGGAAAGCUCAGAGAGCUCGGGAUGAGUACCGUCGACACUCACUCCGAGCAAUUCAGAAAGGGAUGGUUGCUGGUCUCAGCAACAUGUUCCAAGAAAUUGGUUUGUACAAUGAGCAGGAGGCAAAGCUCAGUAACCACCAUCCUGGCCCCACUCCGCCAAAGUCCCUCCUUGUCCCCGUUAGGGCCUGGGAACGGCCCCUUCGUCCAGUCUCUAGAGAUGUCAUCAUUCGCUGGUUUAAGGAAGAACAAUUGCCCCGCCAGGCUGGCUUUGAGAGGAACACCAAAUCCAUUGCCCCUUGGUUUCAUGGAAUCGUUAGCCGAGAGGAUGCAGAAGACCUUCUGUCAAACAUGACUGAGGGGGCAUUUCUCGUUCGCGUCAGUGAAAAAAUCUGGGGCUACACCCUCUCCUACCGCCAGCAGCAUGGGUUCAAGCACUUUCUUGUGGAUGCAUCAGGGGAUUUUUAUAGCUUCCUGGGAGUGGAUCCUAAUCGCCAUGCGACUCUCACAGACCUUAUUGAUUUUCACAAGGAGGAAAUCAUCACAGUAUCAGGUGGAGAGUUACUACAGAAACCCUGUGGACAGAGAGACAACCCACCAGACUACCACAUGCUAUUUGAUUGACUUUCUUCCAUGGAACAGGCCUGCAUUAGAUUUCUCUAAUCCCUGUACCCAAGACCUUCCCAACACCCCCUACUUUGUACCAACAAUGGUGGAGGGUGGGCAUCUGAAGGAAUGGGUAAAUUUAAUAAGCUUGUUCUGAAAAUUUUCAAAGCCAAAUGGGAGCCAGCAAGAUCUCCAAAUGAUUUACCUCCUACUUGGCAUUAAGGAAAGUCAUCAGGAUCAUGU